Paramecium sonneborni is the source of this 2635-nucleotide messenger RNA. The record is from the annotation of a GenBank genome assembly. NCBI's taxonomy places the organism in Eukaryota, Ciliophora, Oligohymenophorea, Peniculida, Parameciidae.
AUGGCUUUAUAACCUUGCAAAAUUUUAUCUAUUAUUUCCCCUAAUCAAUUUAUGAUUUAAACUUAAUAAUAGAAGGUUGUUAUUGUUGGUGAUGGAAUUCCUAAUUUCUUAACAAGAGAUUAAUUGUCUGUGAAAGAAAAAACUCUUGAGAAAUUUUUAGAAUAAUUAUAAUAUGUCAAUAAGGAUGCUUUAUACAUAUCUAGAUAAAAUCAAAUCUAAAUCAAUGGAAAUGAUUUAAUUUAAAAUAUUGAUGAUAGUGUCGAAAUCUAAUUAAAUUUAAUUGGUGUUAAGAGCAAAACACCUAAAAUAUGUUAACCCUUAAAUUAAUUUAUUAAAGAAAUGAGAAACAAGACAAUUAAUGCCAUUUUGGUAUCUUUUGAAUGUAAUAGUCUAAAUUUUUUAUUCAAAAAUGACACUAUAAUAUCUUUAGUACCUAAUGCCAUAGUAAUUGAUGGUAAUUGUUAUUAUACCAUAAGAUUUUGGAAUAAAAGAUUAAGAAUAUGCUAAAUUAAUGUAGAUGGAAUGGUUGAAUAAGGAGUUUAGUAUUACUUUUAAAGGAACAUCUACAAUAGCUAUCUUCUAGAAUGAUAAUGCUAUACAUAUUCCAAUUUUAAGAGCUGAAUUACAUUAUAUUAAUUAACCAAAUGUUGAAUUAAGUAAUGAAUUUUACUCAUCUUUAAUUCAAAAAGGUUUUGCGCAUAUUAGUGAUUGGGGGUAUAUAAAUAAAUAAGUUAGGAAAUUAAAUUUAUCAUAAAAUUCAUUCCAGUUGUUACAUUAAUGUUAGGAAGAGGCAAAAAGAUUAAAUUUAGGAAUGUGGAAAAGUGGAGAAUUAGAUAGAAGUAUGCUUAAUUCUUUGACUUCAUAAAUAAAAGGAUAAGUAAUUGAAAUUAUUGAAGCAAAUUAAUUUUAUAUUAAGACUGAUAGAGAAACUUUAAAUAUUAAAUUAGAGAGAAUUUUUAUUGAAGGUUUAGAAGCAAAAGAAUUUACAAGAAGAUUAUUGAUUGGAAAAUAAGUUUACAUUUUAUAAGUUGGUGAUAAUUCUCCUAUUUAUACAAUAUAAUUAAUUGAAAAUAAUCUUGAUAUAGAAGAAGAACUUAUUUCAAAUGGAUGGGCUACACCAAAAGAGAAUCAUCCUGGCUUAUCAAAAUUCAAAUAUUAAUAAUAUUAAUAACUUAAUUAGAUUGCUAAAUAAAAAAGAUUAGGAUAAUAUAGUGAAGAAUUGACUUGGAGAAUUGAAGAUUAAACUCAUUCUAAAUAAGGGAAAUGUGUAAAUGAAAUAAUUUGGUCAAGUAUAUAAAGAGAUAAAUAAAGUGCUAAAUAAUCUGGAACAAGCACAGGAAUCAGUAUAAAGGAAGAUUAUUAAUUAGAAGCAGUUGUAGAUAAAAUUAAUAUUAAUGGAUUUUUAUAAUUGAGCAUUAUUAAAUAUCAUUCUUUAAUCAAUUUCUAAUUAAAUGGAAUUACUAAUUUAGUAGAAUUUGAAACGAGUUUUCCAACAAUAAUAAAAUAUGAAGAAUAAAGAAAAUAAUAUACUUAUAAUUUGUUAAUGUAAAGAAAUGUUUGGGUUAAUUUUGAGCAUUUUAAUAUUUAAGAAAAUAUAUUCUAUGGUAAAAUUUAUCAAAGAAAAAACAAUAAAGACAGUGAUUUUAUAAUAAAUUUAUUAUAAGAAGGUUUAACAUUUAUGAAGAGUAAUUCUGAUUAUUUUGAUAAAUAUGAGGAGGCUUAAAAAUAAGCAGAAGAAAAUAAAAAAGGAUUCUGGAAUGAAUCAUAUUCAAAUUUUAUAUUGGAUUUUAUUCAUAAUAAAUAAACAUUGAAAAGGUAAGUAAAUGCAGCAGAACAUUUAUAAGAACAUGAUAAUUAAUAAAUGGAAUAAGUAAUUAUUACAGUUGUUAAUGAUUGUAAUGAAUUUUAUAUUAGAAAAUCAAAUAAUCCUGAAUUCGAGGAGUUAGAAAUUUAGAUUGAAAAUGCACAGUUAAUUGUAAUAAUAUUUAUUAUAUAUUAAACAGCCUUUAAAAAAACCUGUUAAAAAGGGAACACUUUGCUUAGCCAAAUUUACAGAAGACAAUAGAAUAUAUAGAGCAUAAGUAAUUUAAGCAUUUAAGAAUGACAGAUUCUUGGUUAAAUUUAUAGACUAUGGUAAUAAUGAUGAAAUUGGAUUUAAUGAAAUGGGAGUGUUACCUGCAUAAUUUACACAUAUACCUUAAUAAACAAGAAUGUGUGCUUUGGCAUAUUUAAGAGUUCCAUAUUAAACUCAUGAAUUUUCAGAUGAGGCUGCUGAAAUUUUGAGAGAAUUGAUACUUGAAUAAUUUUUUGAUUGUAAAGUUAAAUACAUAGAAAAAAGUACAAAUAGGCAUUUUGUAACUUUAUAACAUUAAGGUCAGAUAGAUGAAUUAUAAUUUAGUAUUAACAAAUUGGCUUUGGAUAGAGGGUAAUAACAAAUUUAUAAAUUUAGAAUAGGGCGUAUAGAUCAUCGAUAACCUUAUAAUCCAUUAAAAGAAUUCUAAAUUAGUGAACAAGAUGCAAAAGCAAAUGGAAUUGGUAUAUGGGGAUUUGAUGAUUGUUUGGAAGAUGAGAAAUAAUUUGAAGAUGAGUAUGACUUUUAUUCGUGAUUUAAUAUAUAUAUUUUAUUAUUAUGGGG